GAAAUAAUUAAUUUCGUCAAUAUUACUCUCGUCGGACUUAAUAUUCACGGGACAGAUUUCCGGUGGAGUUGCCGGUUGGGAAAUAGGAAGUCAACAUGUCGACUCUGUACAAGAACAGGAUUGAAGAAUUCAGGAUUGCUUUGAAUGAACCAAAGAUCAGCCUCUCAAAACUGCGGGAACUCUGCUUCAGUGGAAUUCCAUUUGAAGGAGGGCUGCGCUCGCUUUGUUGGAAGAUCCUCCUCAAUUACCUUCCCAUAGAGCAGGCUCAGUGGAGCUCCUCCUUGAAGAAACAAAGGGAAAUUUAUGCACAGUUCUUGAAGGAGAUGAUCAUUCAGCCUGGCAUUGCCAAGGCAAAUCUGGGUUUCUUCCGAGAGGAUGUCACAUUGGAAGACCAUCCCUUGAAUCCAAACCCUGAUAGUCGAUGGAACACUUACUUUAAAGACAAUGAGGUUCUCCUGCAAAUUGACAAAGAUGUCCGGCGAUUAUAUCCAGAUAUGGCAUUUUUCCAGCGGCCCACUGACUAUCCAUGCCUUCUGAUUAUGGAUCCCCAAAAUGAGUUUGAAACGCUUCGAAGGAGGGUAGAGCAAACCACUUUGAAAUCCCAGACAGUCGCACAUAAUCGGAGUGGUGUCACAAAUGUUUGUUCCCCUCGCAAAACAGCCUCUGCCAAUGAAUAUGAAGUGCUUCCCAAUGGCUGUGAGGCUCACUGGGAGGUGGUCGAGAGAAUCCUGUUCAUUUAUGCCAAACUGAACCCAGGAAUUGCUUACGUACAGGGCAUGAAUGAGAUUGUGGGUCCGAUUUACUAUACCUUCGCUACCGAUCCUAACACUGAGUGGAAAGAACACGCAGAAGCAGACACAUUUUUCUGCUUCACAAACCUGAUGUCAGAAAUCAGGGACAAUUUCAUCAAGAGCCUAGAUGACUCGCAGUGUGGGAUCACUUGUAAAAUGGAGAAAGUUUACUCUACACUGAAGGAGAAAGACAUGGAUCUGUAUCUCAAACUGCAAGAGCAGAAUAUCAAGCCACAAUUUUUUGCCUUUCGCUGGCUCACACUACUGCUAUCCCAAGAGUUCCUUCUUCCUGAUGUUAUCCGAAUAUGGGAUUCCCUCUUUUCUGAUGUUGACAGAUUUGAUUUCCUCAUCCUAGUCUGCUGUGCCAUGUUGAUUUUGAUUCGGGAUCAGUUACUUGCUGGAGACUUCACGAUAAACAUGAGACUGCUACAGACAGUGGGUUCCUUUCGAAAAGCAGCACGCUGGGAAGUGCCUUUGAGUCCCAUCUCCAAAGAUCAGGUGGGGGAUUUCAGUGUGCCAAAGGCCCAGUAUUUGGAUUAUCCAAUUUCUGAUGUUGACCUGAUCCUGAAGAAAGCAAAAGAACUACAGGAUACUGCAUAGCAACAUUGCAAAUCUGCUCAAUAUUCCAGAAACUGCCAGAUACGCACAUGCAGCGAAUAUAUGGUGUGAAGGUGAUCAAACCUGCCUCUGCUGUGCCUUCUGAGAAAACUUCUCCACACUGCUAUGCAGUGUGUGGCUAAAGAGGUCUAUUACUCUGUACUGUGCAAUCCUGUGAUUCCUCAUCUCAUCCCAUUUGUGUCACCCCCUGCCUCCCAAACACCAUGGGGAGAAAACCCUGUGAGAUUCUUGAUCUGUCUCUGUCUCUCUCUCUCUCUUUCUCUCUCUCGUGAAUCGAUAUGCACUAAUGGUGCUAAUUAUGGCGUCUGUAUGUUCAUAUGUAUUUAAAUUUGCACUCCAAAAUGAAGGCAAUGACCUUUCCUCUAAUGUAAGAGUAUGGUAGAAGAUGUUAAUAAACAAACUCUUAUCACAGAGUUAAAGGAAGCAAAAGCACAAUUCUACAACAUUCUUGGUUGGUGCUAGAUGUUUGCUCUCUUUAUUGCUGUGAUGGAGGUCUCUGGGCUAGGCUAGUGACAGAUGGGUCAGAGGGUGAAAGAUCAGUCACUAAAUCAGGUACUUCAAUCGGAACUGCCCAAACCAAACCAAAAAACACUUAAGCUAAUGUUGCUUUGAAAUACAAACUGUAAACUCCUCACUGUCUUGAAUGUUGAAACACACAGUGAGGUUUACUAAAUUUUCAGUACCUACAGGAAUGUGGCCACAAGAAUUGAACGUUUUGCUGUGUUUUAAGGACCAGGAUGUGAUUGACCAAAAAUUUCUUGGGCAUCUAGGCAAUAUUUUACAGGUUUGCCCCACUGAUUGUGGUAGUCAGCAUUGCCACAAUGUCUUGUAAGAGAAUGUUGUGGAAGUCCUUUUUCACAGUCUCGUGCAACAUUUGAAUGAUUAUAUGGAUUUUCACACUGAUUGCCUUCCAGAGUAAGAUCUGAUCAUUGCUGCUGAUUUGAACAAAGUGCAAAAUGGUUUGUUCUUUGACAUUUCAGUUGCUGUAUCAAAGCUAGUAACUCACACUAAGAACUCUGAUUUGCUAAAUUUCAGAUGAGCCAGUGGUCAUAUCACCACAUUUACACCUGUAGUUAAGAUUUAUACUACUCUGCCAUGUGAAGCUGUAUAAUAUUUUUAGUGACUAUAAUUUAGUGUCACCCUUAGGGUGAGUGGUAGAGGGGCACAAGGAGCUUUGGGAUGCAUUGAAAUCAGUUCUCUUAAACUUAAACCUUUUAACCCCAGAUUAUUUUUUUUUAUUUGUUUGGAACUGUGUUGUGGAAUUCAUGGUUCUGUUUCAGUGCUUCAAAAGAAAUGUUUAACAGUUAGAAAAGAUUUAAGCCAAGGUUCAAAGCAUACAAAAAACAAUUUGCAUAUGUAGCAGAAAAAAGCAUCUGAAUUUGUCAAGCUUAAUUUUUGAAUGCCUGCUCCUAUAUGGCAAAUGUCAGAUUUGGAGCUAAUACUGGCUUUCCUAAAACUUUUACAGACUGUAUUUUUGUUUUCCUUUUCUACCUGCUUGUUAUUUAAUACUAAAUCACUCUGACAUUCUGAGAAGAAAGCUUCAUUUCUAACAAAAUGACUAGAUUGCUGAGAUGAUGCCAGAAUCAUUAGAACUUGUAAAACAUCUAGGGAAUAUUCCUCUGUUCUGUCCCUGACAUCAAUCCUUUUUUUUUCAAUGGGUUACCAAGGUGGGUCUCAGCUAGGUUUGGUUAGCAUUCGUCCAUCACCGUCACUGAAUGUCAUUUCUUAAUUUAAAUGAUUCCCUGUUAGGUUCACUUAUGAUUUUUGAUUUGACCUUCCCUGACCUUAUUGCAAAUAUAACAUUUAGAUUACUGCCCACGUAAAACAAUAUCAACACUUUUAAAUGGGUUGGACUAAACUUUUCUCAUUGAAUUCCUUUAAUUGGUAUUACCUUUGAUCAAAGCCACAAUUCUGAUAGGUCUUGGGGGGACAAUUAUAUUCCAUAAUGAAGUAUGAAGGCAGCAUGAAAUAUUUUGUGACGUGUGUAUAGAUCCAGAAAAUACCACCAUUCUUCUUUUAAUUUUGGCAAUGUUUGCAUGAAUUUAAAAUCAUCCAAGAUUUCUAUUAGUCUCCAGUCUAUAUAAUUUUAUGGUUUGUGUUUUGAUAAUUGGGGAAAGCAAUUUGCAACAGUGGCAAGUCCCACAACUUUUUAACCUUACAUCAUUACUUUGAUCGGACACCACCCCUUGCAUAACUCUGAAAGUUCACUUUUUUUUGAGGUCCUAGGGUUUCCCCUUCAUCCACCUAACAAUAUGGUGCCUUUUCAUGCAAUUAUUACAGUUACUAUGUUUGUUGAUCUUUGUAUUUGGUCAGUUCUCGGCUGUCCAUCUCGGCAUUCUUCAAAGUUUAAAUAAAGAUCUGAUUGGAACAGCCAGCAAGCAGAGAAUUGCAAGACCAACUGAAAACCUCAAGUGUUGGGUGGGCAAAAGGGAAUCAGUAACUUUUAAAACUCAGCAAUUAAAGGAAGAAACUAAGGGUUCAGCAGCCUGCAGUCAAAAUAUAACCAUGCAAUUUCUACUGUAAUGUUUUCACACAGUAGAUCAUGUCCUUUCACAGUUGCAUCUUCAGGAUUUGUCAUUAUGAUGUGAUGUCAAGAUAUUGAAUAUUCUGUUGUUUUGAUGCCCCAUUGUGCUCUGCCUUACUCUUUCUCCCAUUGUAUCCUUCUCUGACUGCCCUGUUUUAUUCUCUAUGAAGAGAAGUCUUGCUCGUCUUUUCGGUGGGAACAAAGAGCCCUUUCUUGUUUGCUCAACAUGACACAAGCCACUGUACUACACAGACAUGAUGUCAGUAUUAUUACAGAGUGCAAACCAAUUUCACCUGGAAGUAUUCAAAUAUCUGUUUUCAAGGACUGCAGAGUGAAUCUCAUAAGGGUAUGGACUCUAUUUAAAUCUUGUGAAAUUUCUAUUCCAUUUAAUUCGAAUGUAUCCAUCAAAUUCACAGCACUUAAGAAUGAACUAACCCUUUCCAAUCCUCCAGUCGCAUUAGCCCUAUGAAUUUGAAGAGGUAAUUCAACCCCUCCAAUCUUUUUUGCCAUUCUAUUGAAUUGUGAUCAGAUUGUAUCUUAGCUCUGUUUAUCUGCUUCUGGUUCUGUUCUAUUACCAAACAAAAAUUAUAGGAUGUUAGUCUUGAGAUAUUCUAUUGAUCCCGGUCACCAUCAAUCAUUUCUAGAUAUCCACCGUCCUUCAUUUCCUGACAUUAUGCCUGAAUAACAUGGGAGCAGUUUAUGGUUAUCCCCUUGUUAUGCACUAGAUCAGAAGAAAUAGUUUUGCCCUAUCAAUCCAGUAACUGAUUUGAGCAUCAAAGCUUGUUCACCUUUUGUGGGAACAAACAACUGAAAAUAGAAAAUGUUGCAACAAGGUUGCCUAGGCUGUGGGAGUUAAAUCACUGGGUCUCAACCUGACCAUGGGAGGCAAUUUUGAGACUGCAGCUGUAUAUCAUACUACUAGCAGUAGGGCAAUGCACUUGAGGACCAGACAUUCUCUUCCACAUCUUCUCAUCAAGGGAAAAUUCCAAUUUAGUCUUGGUUAUUUUUCAGCGUAAUUUAAAGAGUAAUUAUAAUUCGUAAGAUCAUCUUUCAUUUUAUAUUAUGCUAGUCGUUGUCUGCCUCAACCCCUUAACCUUACUUAUAGACAUUUCUGUUCCCAUUGAUAUUUCCCACCACAUGUGAAUGCAGGCCUCCCAUGUCUCCUUCCUUAAUGAAGCCCCUUUUCUAUUGAUCACCCCUCUCCUGACCACAGGUGCCUGAAUCUCCACUUUUUUUUUUGCUGAAGUGAGUGGUAUUCCUUGUAAAAUCCAUAAAUAAAUUUCUAAUUUUUUAGGAAAUGCCCAUGGGGGAAAUACUGUGACACAAGUAUUUUCACACUUCUCCCAUCUUUUCCCCGUUUCACUUGUAGUACCUGAGAGCAAAGGGCAUAUAUUGCUAAUGUGACACAAAUUUAUGCUUGCAACUGCAUGACAGGAUGACCUUCCAGAUUAUGGACAAAACAAAAUAAUACUGUUUAUUAUAUUUUGUGGAGUCAGCUCUUCAGAGUAGUGUGCAAAAAUUCAAAUUGGUCUGGAUUUAAGCAUUUACAGAAUGUAUACUUUGGCUACCAGUGCAUAGUUUUGUGUUUGAAACACUUUUUUUCUUGUUUGGAAUGCAAUGAAUGGCAAAAGCUUCUUUUUAAAAAAAAAUCUUAUUCUGGUGAAUGUUGUUUGGGUUUUAGUUUCAAAAGGUUGUGAUAUACUCAUUAUUUCUCUGUUGAUCUCUGGCAAAGGUACAAUGUGCUCAAAACUCAGGUAAAGAAACGGCCACCAGCACUGCAAGAUGUAUCUGAUUUAAGUGGUCAAGCAGAGAAAACUGACAGUGCCCUAUGACUGCAGUCGUGAUCGCAGUUUCUACAUGCACUGUCUUUCAUGUAUUCUAUAUAUCUGUAUCUUGCUCAUGCACCUUGUAUGCAUGCUAAUGCUUGCUCUUGCACUGUAUCCUGCUUGCUCUUGCCUGUCUUUGUCUUAACCUUUCAUGAGACACAACAAGUAGUCUGCAUCUUCCUUGUAUACUCUAUCUGACUGCUUUUUACAUUGGUGUUCUGUGUCUCACAUAUUGUACAUACCUCCUGUUUCUUGAACACAAUGGUUGCAAGCUUGUGGUCUGUAGCCAUUGGUUUCUCUCCUUGCAUGAGACAACAUAAAUGGCCUUUCUUGUACAGACUCUGUCUGUUUCUCACUCAUUCACACAUUUGUGUCACACUCAACAUCGUCCCUUUAUAGGUGUUGGGGAGAAGUGAUGGUCAAUGUUAGAACAAAGGGUGUUAAAAUAAGUGGCAAUGGAAAAACUUGUUUCUGCCAUUGUGCAGUGUUAUUUUAAAGGUUAGAAUAUGGUUAGAAUUGUGUUCAUUUAUAGCUGGAUAUCAAGUGAUGGGUUAUCUUUUAUUGUGUUGAUGCUACAGAGCCAUGUAGGGCAUGUUGACACUAAUAGACCAAAAACACUUCCCGUGAGUGGUUUCACCUAAAUGUAAGUUAUAUAUCUGUCGAACCGUGAGUAUUUUUUUGUUGUAGUUUUACAAGUUACAAUAAGUUUUGUUUUCAGUAUCAGAAUUAGAAAGCAGGAGUUUUGCAGCACAUUCCAUCUGUGGGUAAAGCUCGAUUGUCAGUGUUUGUGGGGUAAAUGAAGAUGUUGAGAAUUAGAUGCCAAGCUGGAAAAUUGAUUUCAAGCUUUUACUAUGACACUUGCACUUGGCUAUCCCUGAGAAGCUACGAUAGGGGUAAUGGAUUCUGUGGAGUUGGCAGAUGCAGUUUCUGGGUGUAGGCAAGAAGCACUGCUAAGCUUCCUUUUGCUUCUAGGGUUUACCUAGAGCUGGGUAAGGUUUUAUCCCAGCCCUUAUUAGAAGGAUAAUGGCCCUCCUGAUCGCACAUUUUGUGGAACAGUCAUCCAACAGUUAGUGCUGCAUUUCUGCCUGGUUUGGAUAUGAGAUUGUUAAUUCCAGUGAAGAAUUAAUGUGAAUCUGUGCUCUCAGAACAGAAAGUGGCCUUAACAAAUUGUAUUCUGUUUUUAAAAGCAAAACAUGGUGAUAGUGGUGGUAGAGAGGGAAGGGAAAAGGCAAGGCAACAGGUAAUGUUUCCUACCAAUGGCAUGCAAUAUCCCGAGAGAACUUAAUUUUGAGUUAAAUGACAACAGUUGCAUUCACCUCCCAAAAUUUGUAGUAAUCAUAAAAGUUUUGGAAAUUUGAGGCUGAACUGGGAUUGAAGGCAAAGAGAGGCAGGUUAAACAACCACUGUACAGUAUGUGGCAUUAUUCUCUGAAGCUAGUAAUGCCCCAUUCACAACUACUGAUGUGUUACCAUGACAGCCAUGGAAUCCUGUAUAGAAUAAAACUAUUGACAUGUUUAUAAGUGUUGCCCUACUUAAAUGGAGUUGCAUGUGCCAUCAACAUCAUAAGAGUGGGGUUAAGUAGCUUGCUGCCAUUCUAUGGUUAUGCUUGUGUUUUCUCAUUAAAUUAUUUGGAGAAUUGAUUAAGGAAUUGACAAAGGCAGCAAUGAAACAUGUACUAAAUUACAAUGCAGGAAGGAAUAAAUGUCAAUUGCUAGUGUAUGAUGUAUAUAAACUGGAAUAUAUUGCAUUGGAAGAGCCAGUAAAUUAUUUUUUAAUCAUUAAUGAUAUAAACAUUUAUUUCAUGGCUGAUGGUGGCCAUUUAUUGAGUGGCAAGUUUAUAAUUUGCUGCAUUUUGCACAGGUAAAAAAAAUCUAAAUCAAUCAAUUCAAUUUUUCAGAAAUGCAACAGAGAAAGGAAGAUAUUAUUUACUGCUACUGCACAAGCUUUAUAUUUACUGAGCAAAUUCAAGACUAUGUUACAUUAAAGGGAUCAUAUUUUUCCUGCUGAUUAUGACUUUGGAUUAAUAUUGCCCCUCCUCCUCCAGCCAUGUGUUAUCACCUGACCAAUGGUCACUGUAAGCAUAAGCAGGGUUCAUUAUCUAAAUGCCUCCAUUUUUUAAAAUAACUUCCUGGCUCAUCUACAAACCAUCUGUGUCUAGCACCUUAUGAAGGUUUUGGGGGAAGGGGCAUUUCAUUGGUUUUCUUCCAUAUAAGCUCUCAAUUGUAUUUUUUUGUUUCAAUGAAGGUUUACUUAAUGUGUGAUAUUCCAAUGACUGUUAAUGUUUUCCCAAAAUGAUGUGCACUUGUAUUUAAAAAAAUUUUUUACAAAUUGCGCUUAAUGUCUGCGUCUGAAUUUUAGAAUGGAAACAAAUUGUUAGCGUAUUUUGUUCAAAGUGCACAUGGUUAAUUGUUGUUUUGGAAAAAAAUCAUUAAAAUAUAUACAUAUUA
Molecule: messenger RNA, 8206 nt
Organism: Pristis pectinata (smalltooth sawfish)
Lineage: Eukaryota; Metazoa; Chordata; Chondrichthyes; Rhinopristiformes; Pristidae
Gene: tbc1d13
Product: TBC1 domain family, member 13
Exons: 13
Coding region: 96-1391 (431 amino acids)
Biological process (GO): intracellular protein transport; activation of GTPase activity
Molecular function (GO): GTPase activator activity
Source: RefSeq, a predicted model, not a curated record